Molecule: messenger RNA, 4000 nt
Organism: Capsicum annuum
Lineage: Eukaryota; Viridiplantae; Streptophyta; Magnoliopsida; Solanales; Solanaceae
Product: cysteine-tryptophan domain-containing zinc finger protein 7
Source: RefSeq, a predicted model, not a curated record
UUAUUAUUAUUAUUAUUAUUUUUAGUUGAAGUAAGGAGCUUGAGAGUUUUUGAAAGUAUUCUUGAAAUUCCGUAUUUUAUAUUGAUUUUGAUUUGGUUCUGAAGAAAGUUUUUGUCUUCCUUUUGUGGGGUUUUGUUGUUUCAUGUUUUAAUUUGGUGAAUAUAUUUUAUUUUAUUUUUUGUAAGUUGAAGUAAAAGGUUUGAGAGUUUGAUAGUAUUCUUGAAAUUCCAGUUUUUCUAUGUUUUUGAUUUGGUUCUGAAGCAAGCUUUUGUUUUUCCAUGUAAUUUGAUGAAUAUAUUUUAAUUUUAUAUUUUUUAAGUUGAAGUAAAGGGGAUUGAGAGUUCUUGAGAUUCCAAAUUUUCUAUGAUUUUGAUUUGGUUCUGAAGCAAGUUUUAGUUUUUUUUGUUGUUGUUGAAGUAAAGGGGUUUGAGGAUUUGUAGAUUCUUGAAAUUCUAGUUUUUGUUGAAUCGUGGGGAUGGAAGAAAGGGGUUAGCUUUUAGAAUUUGGUGUUAAAAUAGAGAUGAAGGAUACUAAGCUUGAAGGAGAGGGUUGUGAUGAUUCGACCGUUGAUCCUGAUAUUGCACUCUCCUAUAUUGAUGAGAAACUCCAAGAUGUUUUGGGGCAUUUUCAAAAGGAUUUUGAGGAUGGAGUUUCAUCUGAGAACUUGGGGUCAAAAUUUGGUGGAUAUGGUUCAUUUUUACCUGCCUAUCAGCGUUCGCCUUCUUGGACUUGUGCAAGGACUCCACCAGAGGCCUACAACAAUAACAAAUCAAUAUCACCGAGCAAUUUGCACCCAGAGGGUGGCCGUCGACCCUCAUUAGGUUCCUCAUCCAAUUCUCUAUCAGGACGGCCACUAGCAUCUUCUGCCUAUUCGUCGACAACAGUACCUGCACUGAAAGCUCCAGCAGCUAAUGAGAAAACAAAUUCAGCUCUGCUACCUGCGAAGGAUGAACACUCCACUUCAAAAAGUGAACUGGUCAAGAAGCCAACAGAUCUCUCAGACCAGAAAGCUCCCAAGUUGCACGCCGGAGCUGGUGUUGAAAGUUUGUCAACCCAAAAGAAAGCUGAAAUCUACAGUGGGCUUGGCCUUGAUGUCUCUCCAUCAUCAUCGCUGGAUGAUUUCCCAAUGAACAAUGAGGAGUUAUCCGAAGACCUUAAGGAUUCCCGAUUUGAAUCUCCGACAAGUAUACUUCAGAUUAUGACAUCAUAUCCAAUGCAUGAUGGCCUAUUGUUAUCCCCGCUUUCGGAUGAUUUGAUUUGCUUGACUGAAAAAGGAAAGCUUUGGGGGAAAUGUGGAUCUGAACGUACGAUCCAGGAAAGCCUAGGAACUUCUGUUGCAUCAGCAAAUGGAACUCAUUAUGCAAAUAGGAAAGCUUCCGAAGCUAGGAAACGGAGAUCUUACGAUAAAGAUGUCUUAGGAACUGGCUUUGGCAAUGACAAUCAAAAUGGUAGGACAGUGCAAUCAAAGAAGGAAGCUGAUCUUGAUCUAAACAUUAUCACCUGUGAAGAAGUUGUUUCUGAGGCAUUGGAACCCUCUCUUCGUGAUCCUCCAAAAUAUGUUGGCAGGAUAAUUGACGGUCCAAGAAUGGACGUUGUAGAAGGUUUGCAUGCCAGACUAGAUAACCAUGAUUGUAGUGUACGAGCAAUCAAUUCCAUUGGGAAGACAAGAUCUGGGUCAAAAGGUUCGUCAAGUGGAACUAAACAAGACGGUUCACAAUCUUCUAACUACGUCACGACAAGCCAUCAGGAGGACCCGAAUUGUAGAAGCUCAGGUGGUACUUCUCAUUCACUUAAUGAAAAUUGCCAUCAACACUCGGGCGUUCCAAAUAGCUUAGUUGUAGAGAAGAGGAGACGUAAAAACAAAGAGAAGAAAAUUUCUCUUGACAACCACUCUGAUGAAGGUACGAAGGAUGCAAAGACGAGGAACAUAAGUGAGGUAGAAUUAGAUGUAUCUUCUAAAAAAAAUAAGCGAGAUGAUGCACAUGAUGAUGAGAACCGGACCUUUUGCCCUGUGGUUGAAAAAUCUGCACGGAGCUCAAGCAGUGGUUUGUCACAUAACGUGUCAGGGAUGGUUCGGGGUAAAUGUGAAAACAGGGACCCAGAGGAUGAUUCAAAGGAAGACUUUGUUUCAGCAAAGAACCCAGAAGCCCAUAUUUCAGAUGUGUCAAUGCAUAAGAGGAAGUGCGACGAUAAAGAUUCUUCGACAAAGAGAAAAAGGAGCGAACUACGAGAUUCCUUGACGUGUUAUCCCCAAGAUUCUAUGGAAAAAAUGUGUGAUGACAUCUGCAGGAAGGAAAAGAAAGCAAGGGUCUCCAAGUCUGACCGGAAAGACACUAGCGCAAGCAAAGGUAGUGCUGGAACAUGUCGAGUUAAAAAGGAACAGCAGGCUGGGCAAGAUCUCACUGUAUCUUUGCAGAGUGUAAAAGCUGCAGAUUCUUCAAAAAAGGAUCUAGGCAAUUCACGGCCUUCUGCUGCUGCCUCAUCAGCUGUUCCCACUUCAAGUCCCAAGAGGUCUUCUGAUGGUGAAAAUGAUGGGUUCUCAAAUGAAUCCAGUUUUGUUAAGAAGGAUAGUGCAUGCAAUGGCACGAGUUAUGUUGUGUUAGCUGAAGCUGAUUUAGAGGAGAAAGAUGUCCAUCGUGAAUCAGAUACAACAGUUAAAGCAAAGACCAUGGUCUCUGGUUAUGCAACUCAUCUGGAUGCUGAUGUAAAUGCCGAUCCAUUACGUCAAGUUGGUCAAUUUUCUUGCAAGACAGAAAACUCAGACCAAGGCUCUGAUAAGGAGAGAAAGAAUGACUAUCAGUGUCAGGAUAGUGAGUUUGUCUCAAAUGGUAAAAGAGGUUCUUUGUCACGGCGCAAAGAGAAGAAUCGGGCUCCAGAAUCUGAUUCUGACCAAUGUAACACCAAAAAUCCUGAUAUUUUAAAUUUAUCUUCAGAUCAAAUGCCAUUAGACGAGGAGAAGACGGCACCAGGAAAAAACAAGUUUCAGGAGAAUGUUGUUGGUUCAGAUAGAUUAAAGAAGAGUUCUAAGAAGGAUUCAUCUGGAAAAUUAUUGGACAAAAAUGUUAAAGGUGAUAAUCAACCACGAGUUGGUCAUCAUGAUGGUGCAGAAGCUCGAUCGGAUGUUGCAUCCCGCCUGGAUAAAAGCCAGGCUGCACUACCAGAUCGAAAUGAUCAGAGAUCAUCUAAGAAGCUUGUUUCCAACAGAAGUGAGCAGAUUGAAGUCUCUUCCAAGUUUCCAUUAACAAGAGUUCAGAAUGAGACGGUUGUAUUUAAAGAGCCAGUUCCUGGAUCCGGACGGGCAAACGAGGCAAAUUGUGUUAUAGUUGAUGCUUCUGAAAGGGAAAAGUCAAAUGCUUCAAGACAGGGUAAAACAGCUAAAAGCCACCAUGGAAACCUACCUAAUAAUACUGCUAAUAAGGUCAGGGAUCAAGAUGUUCCCAGCCCUGCUCAGAAGGAUUCAUCAAGUCAAGCUGCUACAAAUGCCAUAAAAGAAGCCACAAACCUAAAACAUCUGGCAGAUCGUCUCAAGAGUUCUGGAUCAAGUGAAAGUACGGGUAUCUAUUUCCAAGCGGCAUUAAAGUUUCUCCAUGGUGCCUCCUUACUAGAAUUAGACAGCUCCAAGCAUGGUGAACGGAACCAGUCAAGGAGAAUCUAUAGCAGCACUGCAAAACUCUGCCAGUUUUGUGGUCAUGAAUAUGAGAAAUUGAAAGACAUGGCAGCUGCUGCACUUGCCUACAAAUGCGUGGAGGUCGCUUACAUGCGAGUAAUUUAUUCUUCACAGUCCGAUGCAAACAGAUACAGAAAUGAGUUACAAGCAGCUCUACAAAUUUUUCCUCCAGGUGAGUCUCCUUUCUCUUCUGUCUCUGAUGUUGACAAUUUGAACAAUCCAACAAUAGUAGACAAGACCACAUCGGCAAAAGUUGUUGGUUCUCCUCAAGUAGCUGGAACUCAUGUUGUCUCGGCAAGAAAUGGUUCUAGCUUCACGCGGCUAAUCAACUUG